UAUUGUAUAAACCCUAAAAGAUACAGAUCCCAUUAAAAUCUACCCUGAGGAUUUUGAAGAUAGCUUAACCUAAAACCUUUCUUUCUUUUAUAACAGAGACAGGUAUAUGUGGUUUUACAAACAUAGAAAAGAUUGAGAUAGCAAGACUCAAGUUCUACGUACACCUUCACCAUUUUCAUCUUUUUUCCUCAUAAAAAACAAAUACCCAAUUCACUCUCACUGUCAUUGACACUCAUUUUGUCAAUGGCGGAUUUCAGUUGCGCCACCCCAUUUAUUUUAUUCCCUUCUAUAUUCCUCCUCCUCUUUUUCUCAACAAUCGAUCGUCAGUAUCAUUUAACUUCUCAUUUCUCUCUUUCUUCUCUUUCAAACCACACCAAAAUUCCCAACGAUAACGAAUCACCACAACUCACCAUUUCUCCUAUUCCAAGCCUAGCUUUAGACACCAUUUCUCCCGUUUCAAGCGUAGCCAUUAAUGCAAGCGCCAUUCCUGUCACUGUAAAAGUGAAAAGUCGUUUAGAGGAAAUGGAAGAAGGAUUAGCAAGAGCAAGAGCAGCUAUACGACAUGCGGGUCGAACGCGUAGUUAUUCAUCUUGCAAGCAUGAUAGUUUCAUACCCAGAGGAUCUGUUUACACGAACCCUUACGCCUUUCAUCAGAGCCACAUUGAGAUGGAGAAACGAUUUAGAGUAUGGACAUACAAAGAAGGAGAGCCACCAUUAUUUCAUAAUGGUCCAGUAAAUAAUAUUUAUUCGACAGAAGGACAAUUCAUUGAUGAAUUAGAAAGUGGAAAAAGCCUAUUUUCAGCUCGCCAUCCCGACGAGGCUCUUGCAUUUUUUCUUCCUGUUAGUAUAGUCGCCAUCAUCCAAUAUGUCUAUAGACCUUACGUUAAUUACUCUCGCCAACGGUUGCAGAUCAUUGUCAAAGACUAUGUUGAAACCAUAUCUACGAGAUACCCAUAUUGGAAUAGAACUAGUGGAGCAGACCAUUUUUUGGUUUCUUGCCAUGAUUGGGCGCCAGAUGUAUCAACUGCCCACCCUGAAUUUUACAAGCACUUCAUUAGGGUUCUCUGCAAUGCUAACUCAUCUGAAGGAUUUAUACCAGUAAGAGACGUCUCCUUACCAGAAAUCUACCUUCCAUUUGGCAAGCUAUCUCCAAAACCCUUUUGCUAUCCUCCUAAGAACCGUUCGAUUUUGGCUUUCUUCGCCGGAGGAGAUCACGGGUAUGUAAGAGAGAUAUUAUUCAAGCACUGGAAAGGAAAAGACAAUGAUAUUCAAGUUCAUGGAUAUCUCCCAAAGAACAUGAAUUACACUGAGUUAAUGAGUCGAAGCAAAUUUUGUUUGUGCCCUAGUGGAUGGGAAGUUGCAAGUCCUAGAGUGGUCGAGUCAAUAUAUGUAGGUUGUGUUCCGGUGAUCAUUUCCGAUUAUUAUGUUCUACCGUUUAGUGAUGUUCUUGAUUGGAGAAAAUUUUCCGUCCAUAUUCCGAUCGCAGGAAUACCAGAAAUUAAGACAAUUCUUCAAGGAAUAUCAAUGAGUGAGUAUUUGAGAAUGCAAAAGAGGGUUAUUCAAGUUCAAAGACAUUUCAUCCUCAACAGACCAACAAAGCCUUAUGAUGUAUUGGAUAUGGUAAUGCAUUCUGUAUGGCUCAGGAGGCUUAAUGUUAGGUUUCCAUUAUAAUUGUGCUUGAUCAAUUAAAUUUUGUACAAAAUUUUCUAUGAUUUUAGAACUUGAUAAAUUGCAAUUAUGAUGUAAUUAUAUUAUUUUUGUAAUUAUUAAUUGGGAAGAAGGGUUUGAGUC
Molecule: messenger RNA, 1791 nt
Organism: Jatropha curcas
Lineage: Eukaryota; Viridiplantae; Streptophyta; Magnoliopsida; Malpighiales; Euphorbiaceae
Product: Exostosin family protein
Molecular function (GO): glycosyltransferase activity
Source: RefSeq, a predicted model, not a curated record